Messenger RNA from Trichomonas vaginalis G3, 276 nucleotides. RefSeq lists its product as uncharacterized. The record is from RefSeq and is a predicted model, not a curated record. Bases 1 to 276 code for a protein of 91 amino acids. The transcript has a single exon. Lineage: Eukaryota; Parabasalia; Trichomonadida; Trichomonadidae.
AUGGCAAACUAUGGUCAAGUGCCAACAGAUGUACAAAUGCAAACUGCCAUGUCAAAUGACGCUGCGUUAGGUUUGCCACCAUGGUAUGCAAAUAUGAGAUGGAAAGAGUUUUAUACAAACCCUGAAGUGGGAUAUAAACAACUCUAUGCAGAUGACGCGAACACAGGAGUUGACCCAGAAUAUGUUUUCUACCAGAGGAGAAAUAGAAUGUAUGAGCUCCAGUUAAAGAAUGCUAUGGAACUCAACAGGAAACGUAAAAGACUAGGCGGACAUUAG